CAGCUCGCUUCGGAGACGAUAUAUUCGCCCAAGGGCUUCGGACAUUAGCCGCGGAGCCAACAUGGCAUUUUCAGGGAUUGCCCCACGCGGGGUAAUGACGAUUGAAUGUGGCAUCAAUUGCUUCUCUGCAUCCCGGAAGUACCACAGACAGCCCCCUUGGCAGAGGCAAGGGACAUGCAGAGACAGACACUCACCACCCGGGAAGAACCCUCUCUUCCAGGGUAAUGAUUGCUGGAAUUGACCUUCCCAUUAUCCUGUUGGCGGGGACAGACAGACACGAGCGGUCAUAAAAACCUUCGCUGGUGAGCCCGAUUCAAUUUCAAUUCAAUUCAGUUCAAGAUUUCUUAUCAUCCAUCCAUCCACUCUCUAUUCCAGCCCCCAUUAUUCGGUCCCCCAAACUCAACACCAUGAAACCCACCACCGUCUGCAGCUUCCUCCUAGCCCUAGUCCUCGCCACGACAAGCACUAUAGCCCAGCCCACCAAAUCCACCGGCUCCAACCCCCCACUCUUCCUCCUCGCCGGCGACAGCACGACCGCCACGCAAUCCAGCAACGGCGGCGGCUGGGGCGACGGCUUCCUCAACACCACGCUGCACCACGGCGCAUCCGGCAUAAACUACGGGGUCAAUGGCCGCACUACCGUCUCCUACCGGGCAGGCGGGUACUGGGCGACCGUGCUCGCCAGCGUCGCCGCCAGCCUGGAGACGUCCACGACCCCCUACGUGACCAUCCAAUUCGGGCACAACGACCAAAAGGCCUCCGCCAACAUCUCCAUCGUCGAGUACACGACCAAUCUGGAGCAGUUCGUGGCGGACGUGCGGACCGCAGGCGGCACGCCGAUCCUCGUCACGCCUCUGUCGCGGCGGGGGUACGAGAACUCGACCGGCACGCCCAAGGUCGUGGAGGAUUUGGCAGACCAACGGGCUGCGACGAUCGCGGCGGCGGAGGCGACGGGGUCCACUUGGAUUGAUUUGAAUGAGGCGAGUACGCAGUACCUGAAUGCGAUUGGGGAGGCGGAUGCGUGGACGUACAACCUCAAUCCAACGGAUGAGACGCAUUUGAAUGUGGAGGGGAGCGUGGUGUUUGGGGGGCUGGUGGCACUGUUGAUUGAAGGGGCUUUGUCGGAGCUGAAGGCAGAGGGGUACGUGCGGGUGAAGAAGGAGUUGGAGAAGGCCUUGGAGGAGGGGAAGUAUUAUUGGCCUUGACAAUGUACCGUGGAAGCUUACUGCUUGCGGGAUGAGGUGUUCAGGAGAUCGAAUCACGCGAAAAACUUUGUCCAUGACAUGGGAACCGCGCUACACAAAGUACCUGUAGUUGUCUAACCGGUGGGUUACUCUCUCCAUGUAACCUGAUAUACACUGUUUGAGGCCUACUUGCUUCUCAAGUCAUGUAA
Molecule: messenger RNA, 1393 nt
Organism: Aspergillus saccharolyticus JOP 1030-1
Lineage: Eukaryota; Fungi; Ascomycota; Eurotiomycetes; Eurotiales; Aspergillaceae
Product: rhamnogalacturonan acetylesterase
Exons: 1
Coding region: 408-1205 (265 amino acids)
Molecular function (GO): hydrolase activity
Source: RefSeq, a predicted model, not a curated record